AUGUCUCUGGGCCGUGUCUCAUACCUGGAGUCAUGGGAGCACCAUCCGCCGCCGUUUAUUCAGCGACGCAGCUUCAGUGAUCGCCAGAUAUCUGGCGAUGGGGAAUCUACCAGCCAUCAAGGUCAGGAAGAGGUCUCAGAAGCUGAUGCUGCUUUUCUACCUUCUUCCUCGUUGCCUUCCAGUUUCCCCAGCAGAGCUGUGCGCCACAAACUAAGCUUCAAUCCCUAUGCUGGAAGGGGCUGGACGCAUAGCUCUGCAGCUGAAACGGAUGAUGAGCAUAUAUCGCUGCUUGGCUCUGAUAUUGGCCCCGGCUCGAAUAUCUCGGAUCUGGUACAGGCCAGGGUUGCAGAAGAAGGAGUUGCGGCAGAAGCUGUUUUUCAUGAUCCUAAGUGGGAUACUGCUGAGACAACGCCGGCUUUUGAGGUUAGCAGCAGGAAAAGAAUUAUUCAGGUGAUAGUGGCUGUCACAUACUGUCUGCUUGCUGCAGGGCCAGUGUUCGGCUUCGCAGCUAUCAAACCGGUAUUCAUUCGAGAGGGGGUUUACCGGAACCGAUGUACCAAGGAGGAAUUAGAUCAAGGUUUUGGUCUCUGUUACGGUCAAGAGACUCGAUUAAAUUUGAUGUUCACUAUCGCGGCAGUUGCUACAAACAUCUGUGCAUUGCCAGUGGGAACCCUACUCGAUACCUACGGCCCUAGAGUCAGUGGCGUCAUUGGAAGUGUCCUUCUCGCUAUUGGUGCUGGUUUGCUUGUGAUUGCCUCUCACAUGCCUUUUGAUGCCUAUAUUCUCGGAUAUCUAUUCCUCGCAUUGGGCGGGCCUUUCGUGUUUAUUUCAUCUUUCCAGUUAUCGAAUGCAUUUCCCACCCACUCUGGGCUAAUUUUGUCUCUGUUGACUGGUGCCUUCGACGCUUCAAGCGCCCUAUUCCUCAUCUUUCGACUGAUCAAUGAGAAAGGCAAGGGAAAGUUCACUGUCCAGAGAUUUUUUACGGUCUACUUGGCUGUACCGGUUUUCAUAUUACUUGCUGAGCUUUUCAUCAUGCCAAAAACCUCUUACAAAACGGCUGGUGAACUCGUUCUUCAAGCAGAGCAAAUCAUUGUUGCCGAGGCGAACGAUACAGUAGAUGAGUCACUUCCUGAACCUGGUGAGGCCGAAAGGCAGCGGGAGCAUCGACGGACUCGCCGACAGAGUAUCGUCAGUAACAUCCAGGGCCUUCUUGACGCCAAUGACCGGAAGAUAGACGAUCAGAUCUUCCAGGAAAGUAACCCCGAAAUUGCCAACCAUGGAUCUCAACAACAAUCCUUACAACAACCCGACAAGCCUUCCCCGGCCAAGAGCCAUAACAAGCAUAGAGCAGGCGGGGUUUGGGGUGCUAUGCACGGAGCAUCGGCAUUUCAACAAAUUAAGAGUCCCUGGUUUAUCUUGAUCACCGUUUUUACAGUGCUGCAAAUGCUUCGCAUCAAUUAUUUUGUUGCUACCAUUCGCUCUCAAUAUGACUAUCUCCUUGAUUCGCGAGAGUUGUCCCGGAGCUUGAAUGAGUUCUUUGACCUCGCACUUCCGGUGGGUGGGUUGAUUGCCAUACCUUUUAUAGGUACAGUGCUCGACAACGCCAGCACGGCAGUUGUACUGUUUGCUCUUGUCACGACAUCCGCCAUCAUCGGAAUACUAGGCUGCCUCCCAGGGAACAUUGGCUUCGGAUAUGCCAAUGUAGUGCUGUUUGUAGCUUACCGGCCUUUUUAUUAUACUGCUGUGUCAGACUACGUCGCCAAAGCCUUUGGAUUUCAGACCUUUGGCAAGGUGUAUGGGCUCGUUAUUGCUCUUGCUGGCAUUUGCAACUUCCUGCAGACUGGCCUCGACGCAUUGACCUUCAAGGUGUUCGACCGCAACCCUAUCCCGGCAAACAUCAUCCUUACUGCGUUUACAGCUAUCGCUGGUUCCUUCUUGGUCACUUAUGUUUCCACCAAGGCUCGCGUCUUGGCACACACGCAAACUGAUUUGGCUGCGGAGGAGCAGCAGCCUCUGAUAACGGGAACUGAGAAUGGAGGAGUUCAGAAUAGGACCUCAUACGGCACUGUUUGA
Messenger RNA from Talaromyces atroroseus, 2073 nucleotides. RefSeq lists its product as hypothetical. NCBI's taxonomy places the organism in Eukaryota, Fungi, Ascomycota, Eurotiomycetes, Eurotiales, Trichocomaceae. Bases 1 to 2073 code for a protein of 690 amino acids. The transcript is spliced from 3 exons. Gene Ontology annotation, molecular function: transmembrane transporter activity. Gene Ontology annotation, cellular component: fungal-type vacuole membrane. The record is from RefSeq and is a predicted model, not a curated record. Gene Ontology annotation, biological process: transmembrane transport.